CAUGCUCGCGUUUGCAAUGGCACAUUAAUCAAUCAGUCGCCGCCGAAAGUUUGUCUUGUACGGGCGUUGAAACACCGGUCCGCUUUUAUUACGUUGUUGCGUUGCGAUUUCUUUUUUUUUUAUAUACCAUCAAAAUGACCGAAUCCAAGCAAGCCACUAAUGCUUCGCUACCGUACAGCAAAACAAAUGACAAACAACAAGAUGAGAUAUUAAUGGAACCAUUCCAAUACAUAACACAAGUGCCUGGAAAAAACAUUAGGGCCAAGUUGUCCAUGGCCUUCAACCACUGGCUUAACAUACCUGAAGAAAAGGUGGUGCAAAUUAAUGAUAUAGUACAGCUUUUGCACAAUUCCAGCCUACUAUUAGAUGAUAUACAAGAUAAUUCAAUCUUGAGGAGAGGUAUUCCUGUGGCCCAUUCAAUUUAUGGGGUUGCAAGCACCAUUAACUGUGCCAACUAUGCAUCAUUCAUUGCCUUAGAACAGGUCAUGGAUUUAAAUCACAGUGAAGCAGUAGGUAUAACUCUCCAACAAAUUUUAGAACUAUACAGAGGUCAAGGUAUGGAAAUCUACUGGAGGGACAAUUUUACAUGUCCCACAGAAGAAGAAUACAACCAAAUGGUUAUAAGAAAAACUGGUGGUCUUUUUAUGUUAGCAAUAAGAUUAAUGCAACUGUUUAGUGAUAACAAAGACGACUAUACAAAAUUAGCUGCUACUUUGGGAUUGUACUUUCAAAUUCGAGAUGACUAUAUGAAUUUGGUGUCAAAGGAUUACAUGAAGCACAAAAGCUAUUGUGAAGAUCUCACAGAAGGAAAAUUUAGUUUCCCUAUCAUCCACGCCAUCAAAACAUACCCAAAUGACAACCAAGUAAUGCAUAUUCUCAAACAGAGAACGAAAGAAAUCGAGGUAAAAAAGUACUGUGUAUCCUUGCUGGAGAAAUUCGGUAGUUUUGAGUACACAAGGAACAAAUUGACUGAACUGGAGAAUGAAGCACGGGAAGAAGUUGCGCGAUUAGGCGAAAAUCCCCACAUGCUGGAAUUCUUAAAUUCAUUGGCACAAUUUUAAGGUUCCACAUGGAAUGUAUAUUUUUUUACGCUGUUUGUAAUUUUUCUACUUUACGUGUUAAUUGUAUAAAUUGUAUUAUUAAUUGUUUAUUAAAUUGGAUGGAACUGACUUUAUUAUGUGUUAAAUAUUUUAUGAUUAUGAAUAUAAUACUUCAUUUAUUGUUUUGUCAUUGUUGAAAUUUGCUACUAUUUAAUAAAAUUAUUUAUCUAAAGA
This is a messenger RNA of Aethina tumida (small hive beetle), 1274 nucleotides long. RefSeq names its product terpene synthase (gene qm). The record is from RefSeq and is a predicted model, not a curated record. Bases 135 to 1061 code for a protein of 308 amino acids. Gene Ontology annotation, biological process: isoprenoid biosynthetic process. NCBI's taxonomy places the organism in Eukaryota, Metazoa, Arthropoda, Insecta, Coleoptera, Nitidulidae. The transcript is spliced from 6 exons. Gene Ontology annotation, molecular function: prenyltransferase activity.